AUGACCACGACUUUGGAAGCGCAGCUCUUAGACAAGUUGCAAGUGAUGGACGACACUAAAGACAACGCCCAGCAGCCGGCGAACCAGGAGGAAACCGCCUUGACACUUUGUGAAUCCAAUAUUAAGGCACCGUCACCGCCUCCUACCGUUAGUGUUGCCAAGACCUCCGCUCCCGAACCCGAGUUCUACAACAAAGCACAGAAGUACUGGUCCGAGGUACCGGCAACUGUAAACGGGAUGCUCGGUGGCCUGGGCUACAUCAGUGCCAUUGACAUCCAGGGCUCCAACGUGUUCCUGCGUGAGAUACGCGUGCCGGGUAACAAGUUGGCCCUGGACUGCGGCGCUGGAAUCGGGCGGGUGACCCGGAACCUUUUGAUCCCGCGCUUCAGCUGCGUCGACCUCGUUGAGCAGGAUGCCGCCUUCGCGGAAAAGGCUCGCGAGUACUGUGGCACUGAAGACGUGGGCCCCGGAAAGGUAGGUCAGAUCUACAACGUAGGACUACAGAAGUUCGCUCCCUCCCAGCAGUACGACCUGAUCUGGAGCCAGUGGGUGCUGGGGCAUCUCACGGAUCGCGACCUUGUUGCCUUCUUCCGGCGCAUCAAGCAGGGUCUGGCGCCGGGAGCCUUCUUCUGCCUGAAAGAAAACGUUAGCAGCUCCAAGCAGGCGAUACUGGACAAGGAGGACUCCUCAGUCACCAGGCCUCUGGACAGCUAUGAGCGUUUUAUUAAAGAAGCCGGAUUUCGUAUAGUGCGGAAGGUCAAGCAACAGAACUUUCCUAAGGGACUCUUUCCGGUCUAUAUGAUAGCCUGCAAGCCCGUUUCUAAAGUUUAG
Messenger RNA from Drosophila ficusphila, 831 nucleotides. RefSeq names its product alpha N-terminal protein methyltransferase 1. Gene Ontology annotation, biological process: N-terminal protein amino acid methylation. The transcript has a single exon. Gene Ontology annotation, cellular component: cytoplasm. Bases 1 to 831 code for a protein of 276 amino acids. The record is from RefSeq and is a predicted model, not a curated record. Lineage: Eukaryota; Metazoa; Arthropoda; Insecta; Diptera; Drosophilidae. Gene Ontology annotation, molecular function: N-terminal protein N-methyltransferase activity.